Messenger RNA from Morone saxatilis (striped sea-bass), 3597 nucleotides. Its product is annotated as ankyrin repeat domain-containing protein 6-like. NCBI's taxonomy places the organism in Eukaryota, Metazoa, Chordata, Actinopteri, Moronidae. The coding region runs from base 428 to 1897 and encodes 489 amino acids. The transcript is spliced from 9 exons. The record is from RefSeq and is a predicted model, not a curated record.
GAGGGGACACAGCUCUCCAUGUGGCUGCUGCUCUGAACCAUAAGAAGACAGUUCAGCUCCUACUGGAGGCAGGGACUGAUGGGACAAUCAGAAACUAUGCAGGUAAAACAGCCCUUGACAAGGCCAGAGAUAACAACCACAAAGAUGUGGCACUUCUCCUGGCCAGAGCUCCUCAGGUUCAUCGCUUCAUGCGAGGAAGAACAAUAAGGAAACGAAGAGAGAGACUGACAGCUGAGCGCCGGACCCAGUCUGUCACCAGGGUAGACAUUCUACCAAACAAAGUAAGGAAAUACAAAAAAAGUCAGUCUUUAUAGCACAUGGAGGUAAGAGGAUUAGUUAGUCGCAUUAGGUCAGAUCUUUAAAAUUUAGCUUUUGCUAUAAUUGUUUCACUGAAUACAGUUUUUAUUUUGCAUUUGACUUGAAUUCCAUGCUGUACGUCCUGUCUAUGUGUCCGGAGGAGGACAGCAGUUCUGUGGCGGAGGAAACCCGCAGCAGUGAACACACAGAGAGCAGAACUGCCGUCAAGGUGGGUCCUCACCAACAGCAGAAGCAGCAGCAGCAGCAUUAUCACAAGAUCCCAGCGGCCACCAGCAGCCCCUACAGCCACCAUAAGCGGAGAGCCAAGGAACAGGCUUGGAAUGGAGAUGAUCUGAGAAAAGGCAAGAAUGACCUCAACAUUAAGUGGGAUCUGCUCUGUGAUAAUGGUGAAGACAGUCCUGCUAAGAAUGGAAAAACCUAUCAACUUUACACACUGUACCGUGAUAAGGAUGGCAACAUUAGACAGGCACCAGCCAAUGGAUGCCAUUGUAGGCCCCUGCUCAAGAAGCUGGAGGGCCAACUGCAAUUCACACAGGAGGAGAUGAGGCUGCACAUCCUGAACGUCCAGGAGCAAGUCAACAGUAGGCUGGGCCAAAUGGACCGCAGGAACAGACACCAGAUUAAAGUGUUGGACAUGCUGAAUCAGGAAAGAACAGCAGCAGAGAGGAAGAACAUCAUGUACAGGACCGAGCAGAGAAUUGCCCAGGGAAGAGAGAAAACCCUGAUGACACAGGCAGCGGUGAGUAAUGAAUUGAAGAGGUGGUGUAUGUCCCAGCUGAAGGACAUGGAUGUUCAUGUUCCAGCCAAAGCACAGUAUUACAAACUCCUCCCUUCACCGUCUGUGGAGCAGUCUGUGGCAGACACUGACCUGGAGUCACUCCCCUUGCUUUCUGUGGUAUCUGGAGACAGCAGCACUUCACUGGCUACCUAUGUCAACAUCUUGCCAUCCAAAUCUACCAACAGUCUGGGAGGCCCCAAGCAAGAGCAGCUGGGGAGCAGGACAUACUUUGAAAUGAAAGUGGACAGGUCACCAGAUGACUAUGAGAACACAGCCCUGUUCCCUCUGCCCGCCAAAACCACCUCAGACCUCCUGCUGGGCUCGGGAGUGAAAGACAGUCCCACAGGAGCAAUGGUGCCACUGUGUGGGGAGGGCUUCUCAAGCAGCUGCAGUCAGUCCAGCAUCAGUGACCCGGGACCCAGACUCAUCCAACAUCAGGAACAAUACAGGACACACUAUGGAGAGCUGAUGAGCACCCACAACCAUGCAGGGAUACAAACUGAGAGCACCAGGACUCUGGAGUUCUUUAUCGACCGUCCCAUUGAGCCCACAUUUAGCCAAGAGAGGAACAAUCUGCAUGCCAAAGAGGUGACUCAGCGUUUCUUUGAGACGGUAUCGACUCAGCUGGAGCGUUGGUAUGAGAGGAAGCUCAUGGAGGUGGAGCAUCAGACGCAGCUGAGAGCCCAGCAGGACAGGAAGGAGCUACAGCAGCGAAUAAGCGCGCUGGAGGAGGAGCUUCAGAAGCUGAAGACCAAUGAGAAUGCAGAAAACUCAGACGCAAUUAAUACUGGAGGAGACUAAUAGAGAAUUUCUCACUUUUGCUUUAAUAUUUAAAAACUCAUAUCACCUUAAUUUACAGCAGGCGGCAAAAAGAGAAAAUGAGAAAGUCAAAGUCUUGAUGUCUACAGAAAUAUUCAUAAGUUACUCAUACUUUAAGGGUGGCAGAAAAAUAUGCUGAUUUAUUCACAGACCAUCACAUUUAUCAAUAUUUGCUUGGAAAAUCCCCCAAAUGAAGAUAUUUCAACUCAAAAAACAUUAUUGUGGCGGAUUAAUAAAACACUGGAUAGAAAUAUCUAAAGGUGGAAUUAGUAAUCAAUAAACUAUUUCCAAAUCUUCAGACAUUUAUACAUCAAUGAUUCUAAAAUAUGGCCAUAACAGAUAGAUAUUACAUUAAUUUCCAUUACUGUUUUUAACACUUAUUUUUAAAAUCAAUUUAAAUUAAUGUGUUAAUGUUUAACAGCAUUUGACACCAAACUGGGGUGGCAGCUGGGGGGGCAGGCAUUUUUUAGUGGUGGCAGCAGCCAUCUCUCUUGAUCUUCCCCUAAAAGUUGUAAAAAACAACCAAAUAAAUAAGAAGUGCAUACAUAGAUACAAUAAUUCAUACUGUCUAUAAAAUCUAUACAUAAAGAAAAGCAUUGCUAGAUUAUGAAGGACAGUUGUUUACUGAAUAAUAGCUUGUCAAACAGUUUACAUUUGUUACUAUUUAAUUAAGUUAUGGUAACAAAGUGUUGUAAAGUUCAUAAUGUUACAAACUGAGAGAGGAGGAGUUUUAUUUGUAAUGUUUACUUAUUACAGAUUACCUUUACAAUUGAUAAGUCACAUUUUUCAAUGUGCAGCCAAAACACUUGAACACAUCACAGGAUAAACUCUUCACAACACUGACAUCUGUCCCCUAACAGUACCACUUUGUCACUCAUUUCAGUAUUGACCAUAAAAACCACUAACAACAAGUAGCAUUACAAUCGCUGCCACUACUAUCUUCAUAAAAGUAUUUAAUAAUUUAGCCAAUGUAUUUAUUGUUUUGUUAAAAGAGGGUGAAUAAUAUAAGGGACUCUAUUGUUACAUAUGUAUAUAGAGAACCUAGCAGGAAAACUAACUGACUCUCUAAGGAGGUAUAUGGAAAUUAUAGAUGUGGUCAGUGUCAGUUAUGAUAUUUCAGUAAUAAUAUUACUUCCCCCAGUAACUAGUAGGGUAGCUAAUUACUAAUACAUUUCAUUAAUAUUACAGUUACCCCCUCAGAAAAUAUUAGUUACCAGACAAAGCGUAAUCUUAAACUGAGAAUAGCUGAACAUAAAGCAGCUAUAAGAAAUCAAAAUAAAGAUUAAGCUAUAUACCUUAUUAAGGUAUAUUUAAUAUUUAUUCUAUAAAUACAUUCACCUCCUGCUACUUCUGAUAUGUACUAUUGUUUAUUUUGUAUAGUACCCUCUUUCUUCUAAUAUAUUUCUUGUAUUUUUUCUACCUUUUUGUACUUGUUUUUGAUACAUAUCUUAAUUUGAGGAAAUUCAAGUGUUUUGUGCUCAAUUAUGGUAUCUUAUUGAAAUGUAUGCAUUCUGCAUCUGGAAUUGUCAGCUUUUGUACUCUGACACUAACUGCAGCUUAUAGUCUUAUGGAAAUAGAAUACAAUAUUUGUGUAAUGUUGUGUGAUAGAAUUAUAGUUGCUAUUGCGUAUUAUUGUAGAUGUUUUGAAGUGCAUUUGUUUUGGGGAAUGUGAGCCUGUUGGU